This is a messenger RNA of Sorex fumeus (smoky shrew), 2154 nucleotides long. RefSeq names its product interferon alpha and beta receptor subunit 1 (gene IFNAR1). Lineage: Eukaryota; Metazoa; Chordata; Mammalia; Eulipotyphla; Soricidae. The coding region runs from base 58 to 1740 and encodes 560 amino acids. The record is from RefSeq and is a predicted model, not a curated record. The transcript has 11 exons. Gene Ontology annotation, molecular function: protein binding.
UCGCGGUCGAGGGGGAAAUGUGAAAACGGCGGCGCUGUCGCCGGCCGCCCGCGCACGAUGCAGGCCCUCCUGCGCGCCGCCACCCUGCUGGUGGUCGCUGCGGUGUCGUGGGGGGCGCCCUCCGCGGCCGGAGGAGAAGCUCUGAAAUCACCCCAAAAUGUAGAGGUUUCCAUCAUUGACGACAACAUUACCCUGAAAUGGGAGAGGAGUGAUGAAUACGACAAGAAUGUUACUUUUUCCGCAUAUUAUCAAAUACCUUUGGAGAUUAACUGGACAGAACUACCUGGGUGUCAACACGUUACGACUUUCGAAUGCAGCUUUUCUUCAGAUGCAUUAGAAGAUAUUUAUAAAGAAGUUCAGUUGCGCGUAAGAGCAGAGAAAGGAAGUGAUACUUCUCCAUGGUAUGAAGUUGAUUCAUUUGUACCAUAUAAUGAAGCUCGGAUUGGUCCUCCAGAACUACGUUUAGAAGCUGAAGAUAAAGCGAUAAUAAUUACCAUCUCUCCUCCUGGAACCGAAGAUGAUAACAUGUGGGCUACAGAACGUUUAAUGUUUAAGUAUAAUAUAGUCAUCUGGAAUAGUUCGGGUAUGGAACAAAGUGUUGAAGCGGUUCAUCCCAGAUACAAAAUUUAUAAACUCUCACCGAAAACUACUUAUUGUUUAAAGGUUAGAGCAAUGCUACUUUCAGCAGGAAAAGUUGGUUUCUAUAGUCCAGUAUAUUGCAUAAAUACCACAGUGGAAAAUAAACUGCCUCCACCCGAAAAUGUACAGCUUGAGGUUCUAAAUGAGGACUAUGUUCUUAAGUGGGAUUACCCUAAUGACUCCCACGAAAAGGUGACCUUUCGGGCUCAGUGGCUCUCUGCCUAUAUAAAAAUGCUUCCUGGGCACCACGCAGAGAAAUGGAAAAAAAUCCAGGACUGUGAAAAUGUCAGAACUACCUAUUGUGUGAUCCCACAAGCCGUGUUCCUCAAAGGAAUUCACUUUAUCCGUGUCCAAGCAUCUGAAGGAAAUGCUUCAUCUUUUUGGUCUGAAGAAAAAAAAUUUGAUACUGUCAUGCAAACUGUAAUACUUCCACCAGUCAUUAACAUGAAACCCACUGAUGAUCGUUCAAUGCAUAUCUCUAUCGGUUCCCCAGAAGAUUCUGAAAACAAGUUUGUGGACCAGGAUUACCCCCUAAUUUAUGAAAUUGUUUUUUGGGAAAACUCUACAAAUGCCGAGACGGUGUAUGUUGAGAAAACUGAUUUUACUAUUGAUAAGUUGAAAACGCAGACGGUCUAUUGUGUGAAAGCCAGAGCCCUCGUUGAGGAUGAGAAAUGGAACCUGAGCAGUGUGUUCAGUGACAGUCAGUGCGAGGAAACCAAGCCAGAAACCUCUACAGAGAAUAUGCUUGUAGCUGGAGUUUUCGUUGUAUUACUUAUAGUUCCAGCUCUUACUUUGGUUGUGAAAAUCUUCUGGAAAUAUAUCAGUUUUGUUUAUUUUCCACCACAUAAGCCUCCUUCCACGAUAAAUGAGGAUCUCUCCGAACAGCCGCUCAAGAACCUACUCCUUUCCACUUCGGAGGAACAAACUGAACGGUGUUUUAUAAUCGAAAAUGUAAACAGCGUUACUAUAGUAGAAGACGUUCGUCAGAUCGAUGAGAAUCACAAACAGUACAGUUCCCAGACAAGCGAAGAUUCUGGCAACUAUUCUAAUGAAGAUGAAAAUAAUGAAAAUAAAGCAGAUGAGCCGGAAAGCGAAAACUAACGGUGUAAGUAGAAGCUGUUCUAGUGAAGAUAAAAAUUAAAUUAAAAAAAAAAAACAUGAAAAUAAAGCAAGCGAGCAGAAGAGAAGGAAAGGGUGUCACCAGACCCGGUCUCUAAAAUAUGGGUUUUGCAAGCGCUCCAGGAGGGCAAGUUCCUGGCAAGUACCUGGCAGGUAUUUGCUUGUUAGAGAAGAGAAAGAAAAAAAAAAUAGGUGCAGAUUCCAGGUUCUGAAAAUACAGGCAAAUACUUCGCUGUUUACAGAUGAAAUGACAGAAAUUUGGAGAAAAGGUAUGUACUUUCUUUUGUGUACUCUUGAAAGAACUGAUGCUGACUCAGUCUUGGGUAAGCUGGGUGAAAUCCAGAAGACCCCCUCCUUCUUGAAUGUUCUCUGUAGUUCGUGGCUGGCUGUUGCGUG